GACACAGCCACAUCCUCUCUACCCCCGGGCUCUUCCUCGCUCAUGCCCGCUCAUUAAAUUCGGACUUCCACAUCCCAUGACUUCGAGGUCCUCCUUUAAUCCCACCGAGACGAUUGCCCUGCAAUCGCCCACCUACUCUGUGGACUAUUCCCCCAAGCUCGGGCCUUCGAGAGACCCCGAGGCUCCCACGAAACGCUGGUAUCACUAUGUCCCGUUAUGCUGUGCAAUACUGCUCAUCACCGCUCCGCUGCCAUCGUGGUUGUAUGUACUCGUGAACUAUCACCUCCAGACCCUGCACCGACCCGACCUGGUCGUCAUCCAUGUCCUCGCCACGUCCACGCUCCUGUUCAUGAUCUUCUCCGCGCUCAUCGUGUGCGUCGCCCGGGAUCCGGGCCCCGUCACCUUCGAGCUACAAGAGGACGAGAGCAUGGAGUCGCUCAUCAAUUCACGCGACGAGUUUUCCGGCCCGGGGAAGUGGUGUCGCAAGUGCUGGGGCCCGAAACCAGAGCGUACCCACCACUGUAGCAUUUGCGGCCGAUGUGUGCUGAAAAUGGAUCAUCAUUGUCCAUGGCUCGGUGGAAAGUGCAUCGGCCACCGGACCUACCCCGCAUUCUUGCAUUUCCUUCUCUGUAUCACGCUUAUUGGUUCGUACAUGAGUGUCGUCUGCGCUUUCACCGCGUGGCACUCUAUCAGCAAUCCAUAUGCUGUGGACGAUGUAAUGCCCCUUCACGCCUUAUUUGUCGCGCUCUAUGCGCUCGUGUUCGCCCUUGUGAUUGGCUCGUUCUACUUUUAUCAUCUGUACCUCAUAAUUAUCAACCAAACAACCAUCGAGAACCUCUCGCCGUUCUUGAUACUCCGAGAUCUCCCGCCUCUGCCGGGCACCGGCCACGACCUGUCGGAUCCACCAUUGGAGCCGGAGCUGUCGCGGGCGCAGCGGUUCAUCGUGCGCAACGCGCACGGAUACAUCCACCUCUACGAUAUCGGGUGGAGGAACAAUCUGUGGCAGGUUUUCGGCUGGAACCGGCCGUAUGGCUGGGUCAUCCGGCUGUGGUGUGGGGGCUCUGCGUACGUGACCCGCGCGACAUACUGUAGACCUUUGCUGGCUUCUGACACGCGCAUGCAUGCAGCCCCGGCGACGGAAGGAGUUUCCCGCGGAAUCCGAAAUCGGAAGAGCUUCUCGGACGUCUGGCAACGGAGUUGGUCAAGGCGGGCGACCAUCGGUGAGCCCGGGAUCUACGGACUUAUAUAAGCUACUUCCCCUACUUAUUCGUAUGUUUAUAAUUGCCCCCCCUGGUGUUGUUGUAAGCAGCUAACUAACAUCGAGAUCGAUGCCUACAUGCCGGGGUCACGAUGUUUUGCGUCCACGUGCCCUCAGGUCCAGCGACUUGCGAGCUGACAUUUCACCGAACGGGACCUACUCAGGCGGUACUCAGCCCUAAGGCUCCGAGGCGUACAAUAGCUCCGACCCCUGCUGUCCUACGGCACAUCCUGCUCUGCCUUGAUCAGCGGCGUAACCAUCUCCAACGAAGCUCGCCAGUGGACCCAAGACGGGAAUUGCUGAUGCGUAUGACGCGCCCACAGCUUUGAUAGUGAUGGACGGUUGCGCAUAUAACAGUCGCACAACCAGUGUUGUUCCCCUGCUUCGUUCUCUUCAUCUUCUCGCCCCCCUCUUGAUUAUCUCUUCUCAGUCGACUAGUUAUGUUUCUUGCAACGUCUUCCAAGGUUUUGGCAUUGACUGCCAUCUCCCAACGUUCGUUGUUGCCGUCUUUUCGAUGAGAGGUCUUUGCUGAGGGUACCGGGUGUCCAGUCGCUUUUGUCGCAGCUGCUCCUGCACUUGUCACUGUCGUGGCCAACCCAUUCGCCAUCGCGUCUGAUCUUACGGGGCCGGUGUCUGCUUCCAUCGGCGGCGUCGACUCGGCGGGACACACGACUUAUCUAUACGCUGAACCGGUCCUCGAAGGCCUCUCGGGAUCGGCGUCGAGCACUAUCGGCAGUGUAACCCGUAUGUACCGGUCCAGUCUACCCGAUCGAGCCCAAGUAUUAACAAUUUGGGUGCCAUGCUUGAAUCAGAAACACUCGUCGAGGGAACAGACUACCUCUCGUACGGUCUCUCCGCCAGCGUCCCGGGCCUUGACAUCGCCAUCUCGUUCGACGGCGCGCUGAGCGGCGACAACUUCAUCGUCUCGGGCACCGACUCGGCGGGCGCGGCGACCACGACGACUGUCUCGAAUGUGGGAUUCAUGACGCUCGACGUGCCGGCGCUUCCCGCGGCGACGGCCAGUGCGCCCGCGCCCACGCAGUCGCAUAAAAGCGCGGCUGCGCGUGUCCACCCGGCUCUUGGUGUGGGCAUGGCUGUGAUGGGCGUCUUCGCUGGGGCCUGCGCGUUGGUCUGAGGUUCGGAUUUGAGGUAGCGGUGUUGUAAAUAUGUAUCGCUGCUCAGUUGUAGUCCGGGCGGGCUUGUUCCUGUGCUCUCAAUGUAUGACAAUGGCAGAGUCGAUAUAGAUCGCGCGUGCGCGUGAUCACCAAGUCGACAGUGCGUGCGUUUGGCAUCAUAGAUUUGGAUCCUGUUUGGCUUCAUCAAAGUCACUUCUCCCUUUCUCGCACAACGCAACCCCCCCCCCCCCCCC
Mycena citricolor is the source of this 2627-nucleotide messenger RNA. Lineage: Eukaryota; Fungi; Basidiomycota; Agaricomycetes; Agaricales; Mycenaceae. The record is from the annotation of a GenBank genome assembly.